CCUUCGCGGCCCAUUAGCUCCAUCGCCUCACCUUCAGGAGAUGUCUUCCGACGCCGUCGACGUUGACAUGCGAACGCGUCCCCACGAAUGCAACCUGCCUUUCUUCAGCUCACCAUCUGCGUGACACGGCAUGUCAGCCCGCCCCUCCGCUCCGAGUCCCGAAAAAGGGAGCUCGCGCACUCCAAAACUCUAUCCCUCGGCCCAAAAUGCUCAUCAGCUGGGCUCUCUCUUUCCUCCCUUCUGCACGUCAUCGUUCCCAACCUACAGGUCCGCAAGAACGCAAAAUCCAACGUCAGCGCUGACCUCGUCUUUCCCCGCCCGAACGGCGGGAUCAGCCCGCUGCUCACCUGCCCGGGGCCCCAUACCGCAGCUCCUCCUGAUGAUGAGCCUUCGCAGCGGAUCUAUCCCCGUGCCUUGCCAGCGCAUGCAGGGCGCGGCUGAGCAUAUCCCCCAGAUCCUGCUGGCGCCGAUCGAGAGGGCCUGUGUCUUGUUUCUGCUUUUUGCAUCCCGCGCGACGACGUCUGCCCAGCGCGCCGCGCCCCUCCCCUCCCCGAUCCCGAUGGGACGAAUGAACGAACGAACCCAUCAAGGCUGGCGGGCACUGAAAGAACAAGGUAGGUAGCAGGCAGGCAAGCUACGCCCCAGUGGUCCCCAGUGACCCCGGUGACCCCAGUGCCCAACACCCCCUUGCGGCGUAGGCUGCAGCAGUGCAGUAGCAGCAUGGGAUGGGAUGCCGGGAGGGGGAGUGGCCGGAGUCCGGGCAAGGCAC
Molecule: messenger RNA, 769 nt
Organism: Aplosporella prunicola CBS 121167
Lineage: Eukaryota; Fungi; Ascomycota; Dothideomycetes; Botryosphaeriales; Aplosporellaceae
Exons: 1
Coding region: 131-622 (163 amino acids)
Source: RefSeq, a predicted model, not a curated record